AUGUAUUUCAAUGGUUUGUUUAAGAAACACAAGGGCGAACCAGGGCAAAGGGCGAACUCUGUGCUCUUCAUCUUCCGGAUCCUAGUUUUGGGAACAGCAGUGGAGUCGGCCUGGUAUGAUGAGCAGUCAGAAUUCAAGUGCAAUAGCAAGCAGCCCGGUUGCGAGAACGUCUGCUUUGACAAAUUUUCCCCCAUCUCGCACCUGCACUUCUGGGUGCUUCAAAUCAUCUUCGAGUCCACACCUUCGCUCCUGUACCUUGCGCACGUGUUCUACCUUACUCACAAAGAGGAGGAGCUGAAGGCCAUGCAGAACGACGGCAGCAACGUCGAGGUCCAUCUGAAAAAGAUCGAGCACAAGAAGUUCAAGCACGGCCUGGAGGAGCACGGCAAGGUGGAGAUGAAGGGUGUUCUGCUGUGCACCUACAUUGUCAGCAUCAUUUUCAAGUCCAUCUUUGAGGUGGCCUUCCUGGUCAUCCAGUGGUACAUCUAUGGCUUCACCAUGUCCACUGUGUACAUUUGCGAGCAUUCGCCUCGGACACAAUCUACUGCAGCCUACAUAGCAGAGAGAGUCUGGGUCUUCUUCUGCAGAUAAAUGUUUAGGCACUCAAGCUCUCCAACAACAGCAGAAGCAAGUGUGAGGCCCAACAAAGUCUUACCUUUGCUGAGGUGCUCAAAUAAACCACUGUCCUAGAUAAACUUUUUGCCAUCUCCUCUAGGUUGCCAAGUACC
This is a messenger RNA of Megalobrama amblycephala (Wuchang bream), 728 nucleotides long. Its product is annotated as gap junction alpha-1 protein-like. Gene Ontology annotation, cellular component: connexin complex. Gene Ontology annotation, biological process: cell communication. Lineage: Eukaryota; Metazoa; Chordata; Actinopteri; Cypriniformes; Xenocyprididae. The transcript is spliced from 2 exons. The coding region runs from base 1 to 591 and encodes 196 amino acids. The record is from RefSeq and is a predicted model, not a curated record.